CACACACACACACACACACACACACACACACAAGCAACGUUUCCGAGACCAGUUAUUUUUAUCUCCAUCCCUUCCAAUGGCACACGAAUGACCUCUCUCUAUCACCCCCGCGCGUUGGUAGAGUCCAGAUCAGAACAUCAUGGCGAUUGAUGGAGGGGGGAGGAACUGUGGUGUCCAUGAGCUCAUCUGUGCUAGAAGAGUUUCUCCCGAGGUGCUUGGCGCGUUGUCCUCCCUCGUGGCCUUUGCGGUGCUGAUGCUGAUCUUUUUCGUCUACCUCAGCAACAAGCUGUCAGCGCAGAGUGCCUCCAGCCUCCCUGUUCUGGACAGCCCCACAGGGGACCAACAAGCAGGGGGCGUGUCAGACAGCGAGGAGGACCGGGAUCCCGAGGCCCAGAUCCCACAGAAGCCGGUGUCGGCCUGGGACAACAAACCCAAACAGUCGGCCGACCAGGAGGGUUACAGCAGCGAGGCCUCGAGUGGUCACGCCAACCGCAUCCAGAGGAUCAAGCGCGAGUCUCCGCUCAACGAGCUCCAGCCGCCGCCGUACCAGAACACGCCGGAGCGCCUCUCCCACUCGGGCUCACGCACACGCUCGGGGCGUGGCGGUCGGACGGGUGGCGGGGGGAGGGGCUCGUCCCCGGAGCGCUGCUCCAGCGAGGCCAGCGUGGACCAGGACACGGAGAGCUACCUCAACAAGGGCUAUGACGAGGACUUGCCCAGCGACAGCACCGCCGUGCUGGGCCCCGAGGACGGCUCCGGGCCCCGGCUCCCCGCCCUCUACGAGCCCGAGCCGCUGGCCAAGUACGGCACGCUGGACGUGGCCUUCGAGUACGACGCGGGCCAGCAGUGGCUGGCCGUCACCGUCACGGCCGCCACCGACAUCCCGCCGCCGCGGCAGGCGGGCAACGUGGCGUGGCAGGUGCACCUGGUGCUGCUGCCCACCAAGAAGCAGCGGGCCAAGACGGGCGUGCAGCGGGGGCCCUGCCCCGUGUUCACCGAGACCUUCAAGUUCAGCCGGCUGACGGCCGAGGCGCUGGUGGACCACGCCGUGCGCUUCCGCCUCUACAGCGUGCAGCGCAUGAAGAAGGAGCGCGUGCUCGGCGAGAAGGUGUUCUACCUGACCAAGCUCAACCUGCAGGGCAAGAUGGCGCUGCCCGUCACGCUGGAGCCCGGCUCCGAACUCACGGGCUGCGGCUCUCUGGUGAGCGUUUCGCGCUCCGCCGGUGCGCUGUCCUACCGCUCCACGGGGGAGUCCUGCGCCCCCGAGAUCCUGCUGGGGCUGAUCUACAACGCGUCCACGGGCCGCCUGUCGGCCGAGGUCAUCCAGGGCAGCCAUUUUAAGACCGCCGUCUCCGACAAGCCCACAGACGGCCUGUUUUGUUGUAUAAAGCACGUCGUAGGAGGGCAGCUCUAUGUCAUGAGAGACACCUACGUCAAGCUGGUCAUGCUGGACUCCAAGGGCAAGGAGAUGUCCAAGUGCAAGACUGGGGUGUGCCGCGGCCAGCCCAACCCCACCUACAAGGAGAGCUUCGUGUUCCAGGUGGCCCUGUUCCAGCUGUCGGAGGUGUCGCUGGUGGUGUCGGUGUUCUGCCGGCGCAGCAGCCUGCGGCCGCGGGAGCAGCUGGGCUGGGUGUCCCUGGGCCUCAACAGCACCGGGGAGGAGCAGCAGGCCCACUGGAGCCAGAUGAAGGAGGCCGAGGGCCAGCAGGUCUGCCACUGGCACGUCCUCACCGACACAUAGUGGGGGGGGGGGGUCAUGGGUGGAGCUGGAAGUACCUUUGAGUCCGCAGGGAUGGACGUGUGUUGUUGUGAGUGUGAGGGGGGGGU
Molecule: messenger RNA, 1827 nt
Organism: Gadus morhua (Atlantic cod)
Lineage: Eukaryota; Metazoa; Chordata; Actinopteri; Gadiformes; Gadidae
Gene: syt14b
Product: synaptotagmin XIVb
Exons: 9
Coding region: 140-1741 (533 amino acids)
Molecular function (GO): phospholipid binding
Source: RefSeq, a predicted model, not a curated record